This is a messenger RNA of Oncorhynchus nerka (sockeye salmon), 1140 nucleotides long. RefSeq names its product basic salivary proline-rich protein 2-like. The transcript has 2 exons. Bases 1 to 1140 code for a protein of 379 amino acids. The record is from RefSeq and is a predicted model, not a curated record. Lineage: Eukaryota; Metazoa; Chordata; Actinopteri; Salmoniformes; Salmonidae.
AUGGUUCGGUCAGAACGCUUCUUACACAGCUGUCCUUCGCUAACCCAAGCCCAGUCCCCGGCCCUCGCCACACCACAACCCAGCUCCACUCAGCGGGACGACCUGUUCACCCUCACAGCCCUAUGGGAACAGGCCCAGAAGCUCUUCCACCCUCACAGUCCUAUGGGAACAGGCCCAGAAGCUCUUCCCCCCUCACAGCCCUAUGGGAACAGGCCCAGAAGCUCUUCCCCCCUCACGGUCCUAUGGGAACAGGCCCAGAAGCUCUUCUCCCCUCACAGCCCUAUGGGAACAGGCCCAGAAGCUCUUCCCCCCUCACAGUCCUAUGGGAACAGGCCCAUAAGCUCUUCCCCCCUCACAGCCCUAUGGGAACAGGCCCAGAAGCUCUUCCACCCUCACAGUCCUAUGGGAACAGGCCCAGAAGCUCUUCCCCCCUCACGGUCCUAUGGGAACAGGCCCAGAAGCUCUUCCCCCCUCAUAGCCCGAUGGGAACAGGCCCAGAAGCUCUACCACCCUCACAGCCCUAUGGGAACAGGCCCAGAAGCUCUACCACCCUCACAGCCCUAUGGGAACAGUCCCAGAAGCUCUUCCACCCUCACAGUCCUAUGGGAACAGGCCCAGAAGCUCUACCACCCUCACAGCCCUAUGGGAACAGGCCCAGAAGCUCUACCACCCUCACAGCCCUAUGGGAACAGGCCCAGAAGCUCUACCACCCUCACAGUCCUAUGGGAACAGGCCCAGAAGCUCUUCCCCCCUCAUAGCCCGAUGGGAACAGGCCCAGAAGCUCUACCACCCUCACAGCCCUAUGGGAACAGGCCCAGAAGCUCUACCACCCUCACAGCCCUAUGGGAACAGGCCCAGAAGCUCUACCACCCUCACAGCCCUAUGGGAACAGGCCCAGAAGCUCUUCCACCCUCACAGCCCUAUGGGAACAGGCCCAGAAGCUCUUCCCCCCUCACAGCCCUAUGGGAACAGGCCCAGAAGCUCUUCUCCCCUCACAGCCCUAUGGGAACAGGCCCAGAAGCUCUUCCCCCCUCACAGCCCUAUGGGAACAGGCCCAGAAGCUCUUCUCCCCUCACAGCCCUAUGGGAACAGGCCCAGAAGCUCUUCCCCCCUCACAGUCCUAUGGGAACAGGCCCAUAA